GUAUUUUUUUUGUAUUGUGCAAGGAAAAAUGCCGAUUGACAGAGGACGAGCUCGGCAAAGAAACCGCAAUACAGGCGCGCCGGAAAUUCUCCUAGAAAACCACUUACAAAAGCUUCUCAAGGAGCAGGAGCUACUUCACCAGCUGCUGAUUAGCAAUCGUCCCGGAAAAACCCAGUUGGAAAAUCUUGGCGGCGAAAGUAUCCAUGAGAUCGAUGAUGAAAAUUUGCCAUGUUUUCAGGAGGCGGUGGGGGAGGAGCGAAAGGAGCUUAACAACAAUCCAAUUCUCGCCGAAAUGGUGGACUCAUCGAGUCCUUCGAAAUUAGAAGAUCUUCCAAAACUUCCAUCACGAAGGUAUGCAUACCGCAGAAACCAAAGCUUGAUCCCAACGCCUAUUUCAGUGGGCAACUGCACACAACCCAAGCUAAUGGAACAGGGCUUCGACACGCCCUUUCUAUACCCCGAUUUUAUUUCACAAAACGAGGAAAAUCGUGUAAAGUACCUCUUCAGUUUGGUGGAUAGUCUGGUACUGCAAACAGAGCGAAUAUUUAAAUUGAGCGAGCAUUCUAUGGCCAAAGAAAACAUUAAAAACCCCUCCACUGGAGCUAUACCCAAAUCCAGGCCUAAACAGGAAUUCCAAAUAGAUCAGAUGGGCCAUGCAAAAUACACGAUUACUGUCAAAUCUCGUUUUAAAGAGCCAAAGCAACACAAUCCAUCUAAAAAACAUCGUUUGGCCAAAAGUAAGAUAAAUUCGUAUAAUAAAUUGCCAGACAUAAUCGAUUUAGAUUGUGAGUUCGGAAUGGAGUAUAUAGAAAAGUUUCGAGCCAACAACAUUCGAGAUGAAAAUAAGGCCGAGGGCGUGUCCGAUACUGGUCAAGAUAUAUACACUGAUGCUACGGAUUCGAUUGAAAUAGUGACAGAGGAUGAAAAAAGUUAUUUUGGUAUAGACGAAUCCCUGAUAACUGUUAUUCCGAACUCCGAAUACCGUGAUGACACAUUGUUUCUUGAAAUUGAGAUGGCCAAAUCAUUCAAAACACAGAGAAAAUGUAAGAAAAAAGACACAAAAGAGCCAAAGCAACACAAUCCAUCUAAAAAACAUCGUUUGGCCAAAAGUAAGAUAAAUUCGUAUAAUAAAUUGCCAGACAUAAUCGAUUUAGAUUGUGAGUUCGGAAUGGAGUAUAUAGAAAAGUUUCGAGCCAACAACAUUCGAGAUGAAAAUAAGGCCGAGGGCGUGUCCGAUACUGGUCAAGAUAUAUACACUGAUGCUACGGAUUCGAUUGAAAUAGUGACAGACGAUGAAGAAUGUUAUUUUGGUGUAAACGAAUCCCUGAUAACUGUUAUUCCGAACUCCGAAUACCGUGAUGACACAUCGUUUCUUGAAAUUGAGAUGGCCAAAUCAUUCAAAACACAAAGAAAAUGUAAGAAAAAAGACACCACCGUUUAUCGACCAACAACACCCAUCACUAGACCCUCUACUCCCAUUGAUGAUGAUGUUCCCAGUACAUCGGCACAUGCAAAAUUUUAUCAGCAAUUUAAAGAUCCAUUGGAUCCCGAGAAGAGCGAAUCAAGUGUCUUAAACAUGUGGCAGUUAUUAACAGCCAAAGAAUUUAAUAGGGAAAAACGAAGGCAGCAACAAGCACAGAAGUACAAAUAUGGAAAAUUACAACCUUUAGAUCCAAAAUCCGAUAUGAAACCAAAGAAGAAAUCUGUGUCUAUAAACAGGCCAAACAUGUGCUCAAAAUUCUGUAGCGAAUAUAAAACGAAAAAAGAAUGGUUUAAAGCGGUACGCAAGUUUAAAAAGGAUCAGUACCUAUCAUUUUAUGGACCACAAGAUCUCUCCGAGCCCAGGAAAAAAUUGACCGAAGAAGUACAGUGUAACAUUCAACGCAGACUUUUCGAUGUUAUCAGUAACCAAACCAAGCCGGUACAACCCAAACCCAUGCCAAAAAUAAACAUACCCCAUCGGCCUGUUGAAGAAAAAAAGGUCCCAAAACAAGUUCCCGAUAAGGAUACCAAGUCACUAGACAGGGGUGAGUGGUUAAAGAAUCUUUUAAUAGACAGAGUUCGGCUGAGUCGUCAAAAGCUGAAUAUGGACCAUUUGAUACCACCAGAGAAUCCUCUAAAAGCCAUUUACUUACCGAUUCUCCGUCAAGUUGAGCCCUUGAAAAUACAUCAUAAGAAAUCAAAGCCAUUAAACAAAAAACCUACUAGCUUUGGUUCGCAAGCUUCACUUGCUACUAUAUUUUACGAUGCCAAACACACGAUGUCAAGGACCCCUAGCUCAACCGCUUUGCGCGACGAUUUAGUCGACGAAACGGAUAACGUUUUCAGCUGUCAAGGACCAAGCGAUCUACAUAUUUUUAGCAGCCUAUCAAAAAUCGAGGAAAUACAACCACUUCAAAAAAAAAUCGAUAAGUCAACUACAGAGGAUAUACCCGAAGAAAUUGUAGAUUUUAGGAGAUUCAUCGAUAUAGAUGGCGUAUCGCUACUCAUCCUGCAUCUAAUGUCAAAUAUGAAACCCAAAAAGGACAUACAUCUUUUCGAAUUCAAUCCCAAGAUUACUAAUUAUAUGGAUUACUUUUACUGGAAACAUUUAAAGGACGAUUGUCUAUUCUUUCAUUGGUUCGUCAGCGAGGGGUUUUUUCCCGCUCAUUAUCUUAUUAAUGUGAAAAAUUCCAAGGAACUGGAAAACGUUUCAGAUGAGCAGAUAGAUGAGGAGAUUAUGCAGUAUAUAGAUGUGGCAAAUGACGCUUGCAACAAGGAAAUACAUUUAACAAGGCAAAUGGCACACCUAAUGGUGACCUCUUAUUUUCGAGUUUUACAUCAUAGAGCCACAUCGGUUGAGUACCCUAUCCAAGAUAGAUAUUUGCUCAGAUGUCGCUCGGCCAUUUCUGUAGUUGAACUCUAUCAACAGGAGAGAGGUCGAAAUAUAUUGAAAAAUCCGGUCGAUUGUAAGCGACUUAUGAAUUGGGCCAUCAAACACGAGGGUCGCGUUAAACAGCUGAUCGACGAGCCUUUGUACUAUGCCGAGCAACGGGCUAGCAUUGAUUCCUCCCUGGUUAUACGUACCCCAAAUUUGGAGUGCUUUAAGGAUUUUUACACUCGUCACGUAUUGCCCAAACCUGAUGCACUUGCCAUUAAUUCCAUGUCCAACAAAAUGCGUUAUCCGAGAAAUAGAACAUAUCCACAUAUGUCGUUUGUGUGCCCUAUUCCUGGUUGCGAAACGAUUCUGUGCUCCGAGAUUCUUAUGGCACACUUUUUGUCCGAUCAUUGUCGACGAUUGGAAGAACUUUGGCUUACAGAUCGUAUGAUUCUACUGUUCUCUCCGUGUUCCUAUCCCCCAAAUCAGAUUUACUGUAUUUGUGUGAUCGCCUUGUUGGCCAAAAUUCCCGGACAGACGGUCCCGAUACCCCGUGUUGUAUUUAACGAGGAAUUACCCACGAAAUAUCUAUACUUUGCUGAACAUGGAGCAUGUUUCCUUAUGUUCGCUCCGGUUUCAAGAUUAUUAGUUGAAGGAAAGGCGACGCCUAAACCUUCCGCGGAAAUAGGUGUUGAGAAGCAGCAACUAGACACUUUGUAUAUAUUUUGGCUAGCUAUUGCCGAUUAUGAACUAGAGGUUGCGGGAUGUCGACUUCUUGUGUAUGGCCGGAAUCGCAGUGUCAAGGCUAGAUCUCUAUUGACGUUUGUGAAAAUGUCCACGUUUAAAGGUGUAAACGAUUUGCUUGUAAAUCAUCCAGAUAGCUAUCUGGCCAUCGACUAUGAGGCAAUGGCGACGGUGACAAACAAUUUUAAGGAGCUUAUUUUUAUCGAGGUACGAUACAUUAAUAAGUUGAAUGAGGAUCCCAAUAGUUCUGGUGAUGACAAUUAUGAUGCUUAAAUUACAGGAAGAACCUUUUUAUAAGACACCUUGAAGGAUAUUUGCAGGCAAUCUGCUUAUCAUUUUAAUACAUACUUUAAUUAUAUUUUAUACUUCUCAAUAUUGCUCAAUAAAAACACUUGUGGUGGCGGGUAU
Molecule: messenger RNA, 4009 nt
Organism: Drosophila mauritiana
Lineage: Eukaryota; Metazoa; Arthropoda; Insecta; Diptera; Drosophilidae
Exons: 9
Coding region: 29-3874 (1281 amino acids)
Source: RefSeq, a predicted model, not a curated record